AUGGCGAAGAAGAAGAAGAGUGUGAAGAGAGUAAAGAGAGUAAAUGUGAAUCUGCCUCAGGAACUGGUUGAGGAUAUCCUAUUGAGGUUGCCGGUUAAGACUCUAUUAUGUUGCAGGUGCGUAUGUAAAUCAUGGCUUUCUCUCAUCUUUGAUAACAAUUUUGCUACUUCACACUUUCAACUUGCCUCCACACAUAGGCGUGUCUUCAUAAACCGGUCUGCUCGUAAAUCCCUACCCGUAGAUGGUGAUGCAUGGCUUCAAGAUGAUUCUGCAUAUGCUUCAUCAAACCUUGAUUUUAUUAGUUACCAAAGUUAUGUUGGAAUUAUGGGUUCGUGCAGAGGGUUUCUGUUUUUGCACGGUGACAUAGACUUCUACCUUUGGAAUCCAUCCACCGGUGCCCACAAACAAAUACCGGCCUCUCCUAUAACACAUGAUAAUGAUGGUUACGAACUUCUGUCUGGUUUUGCAUAUGAUCAGUCCACUGAUGAUUACUUGAUAGUUUCGUUGUUCUGCAAAUGUGAUGGGGCAAUUAAAUUGAUGAUUUUCUCAUUGAGAGCUAAUAAGUGGAAACCAAUGGAGGUUGCUUCUCAUUUGCCUGAUAUAACUACUGCCGUAUGGGAUUGUGUCCCUAAAUCCGGGUUGUCCUUGAAUGGUUCUAUUCAUUGGAUUGUUUAUAAUGAAGAGACCUUUAAGAAUGUUAUUAUUGCCUUUGAUAUAAAGGAAAUUGCAAUGUUGGAGAUACCUCUGCCAGAUGAUUUUAUUAGUAUUUGUAGUAAUUUUUCUAUACAUUAUGAUUUGAUCGAAGUUGGAGGGCUUAUCGGCGCAUGGAUGCAUGACCUGAAUACAGUGAAGAUAUAUGUCAUGCAAGAAUACGGAGUGCACUCAUCUUGGACUAAGAUUAUUCAAUUUUCUGCUGAUCCUGUUUUGCACAAAGAUUUAUACAUAGCAUGCUUAACAAAGUGUGGUGAUAUAGUUGGAAGAAAUUAUAAAGAUCGAUUGGUGAAGUUUAAUGACAAAGGAAAGAAAUUAGAGACUUUGCGUUCAAACAAAUACCAAUGGGUGGUGUAUACAGAGUCUUUGUUUUCACUCCCCAGCUCCGGUCGAACAUAG
Molecule: messenger RNA, 1110 nt
Organism: Vicia villosa (hairy vetch)
Lineage: Eukaryota; Viridiplantae; Streptophyta; Magnoliopsida; Fabales; Fabaceae
Product: F-box/kelch-repeat protein At3g06240-like
Exons: 1
Coding region: 1-1110 (369 amino acids)
Molecular function (GO): protein binding
Source: RefSeq, a predicted model, not a curated record